Messenger RNA from Porites evermanni, 2100 nucleotides. NCBI's taxonomy places the organism in Eukaryota, Metazoa, Cnidaria, Anthozoa, Scleractinia, Poritidae. The record is from the annotation of a GenBank genome assembly.
AUGAAUGACCUUUUUGCAGGGUGGGACAAUGUAUAUGGCUUUGACAUGAGUUGCAUCAGAAACGUGGCCUUAACUGAACCGUUAGUUGAUGUAGUGGAGGCAAAACAAGUGGUCACUAACUCAUGUGUAGUGAAGGUAAGGCUAAUGCACGUAGUAGGUGACACCCACAUGUUCAAGUAUAUGUAAGGGGCUACUAUACAUGUACAGUGUAGGUACCAUAUGUGUAUGAUGUUUUUUGAUGGUAUUGCAAAUAGGUUUACUUUUUCUUGCAACACUCGAAAGAGUGUUACGAAACAUUCAUUGUACAUAUAGGAUAUGCAUACAAAGAUGUAUAUAUAACAAAAAUAAGGUCCAGUGAAGCAUAAUAAUAUUAUUUUCUUAACUACAGCUGUAUAUGUACCUUCAGGGUUUUGGAUAAUAUAUACAGCGCUAGCUGUACCUGUAGUCUGUAUUUGUGAUGUAGACUUCAGUACUUUGCUACAUAGCCACUACAAGUACAUUGUAUGACCAAGCUUGAAUACUUAAUUUUUGUAAUAAAUGUAAUUGAAAAGGAAUUUUUUUUCUGCAACAGGAAAUUGACCUGCAUACAGUGAAGAAGGAAGACCUAUCAUUCAGUUCCCCUUUCCAGCUGUACUGUCGACGAAAUGACUACAUCCAUGCUCUUGUUGCUUUCUUUACUAUUGAGUUUACACACUGCCACAAAAGAACGGGAUUCUCUACUGGUAAAUCAUCUUCUGUAUACAAAAUGUCUGGGGCCAUUUUUCAUGCAUAAAGUUACACUUUACCUUCAUGUUAUAUAGCACAGUGAUAACUAAAAUGUAGCGUGACUUCUUGCAUCGAGAAAAAUGUAUUUUUUGAUGCAACAGGUUACUCUAAUUUUCCUGGUACAACAGGUCACACUUCAUUUUCAAAUUAUGCAGCACGCUGAGGGCCACAGUUACCUCUUUUUAUUUUGCCAAAUUUCUUUUGACUAGAAAAAAAAAUAGAGUGAUAAAAAUUAAUGACAAGCAAAGACAAGAGUAUAAUAGACUCUUUUUGUUUGAGAACUUGAAUCAAACAGUAUUUUUGUAUCCCACCUUCAGAAUUAUUGUUUUUCUUACAGACAUUAUGGACUUAUGAAGUGCUUACAUGGUGUUUCAGUUUCUAUGGAAACAGAAAAAUAGUUGUUUGGUGCAGUCACACCCUGUGCAUGACUUCAAGAGUUCAAUAUUAAUGUUAGUGUUUUAUUAUAGCUCCUGACUGCCACUAUACCCACUGGAAGCAAACUGUAUUCUAUCUUCACGACUACCUGACUGUCAAAUAUGGGGAAGAAUUAAUAGGAGAAUUCAAAAUGAAACCUAACCCAAGAAAUAAUGUAAGUACAUGAAUACACAUCUUUGUCACUGCUGGUCCUGUUUUUAAUGCACUUCCAUAUCUCAGUGUAUUCCAAUGAAGACAAAAUUAUUUCUUUAUUAUUUUCUUUAGUUUUUAAUGCACUUCCAUAUCUCAGUGUAUUCCAAUGAAGACAAAAUUAUUUCUUUAUUAUUUUCUCAUGAACUAAGGAGUCAUCUAAUUUGAACCCCAGGAGGGCUGGGUACAAGUCUGUUUAUUGUGGGAUAAACAAAAUGAGACCCUCGGCUUGAAAUUAGGCAAUAAUGUUAUAUUGUCAGGGUUCGCACACACCUUGUAGGUCCUUGAAGGUCCUUGAAUUUUAAGAUAAAAAUUCAAGGCCUUGAAAGUCCUUGAAAAUUGCAGUCAGUGCUGGUAAGUCCUUGAAUUUUAAUGCUAAGUUUAUACUUAAAAGAAAAAGGAGCAACAGAGAAAGACUUUCGGGAUAAAAUUACUCACAUGUGGAUGAACUAAAAAAGACAUGGAUUCAAGGCUCUUUUUUUGCACUGAAUGUGUGAUUAGGAGCAAAGAUGAAAUAUGCCAUGGAGUCCUUGAAAAGUGGCAAAUGUGUCCUUGAAGUUUUUGUUCAAAAAAGGGGAGUGAACCCUGUAUUGUUAUUGAGAGACUUUUCUUGAAAUCUGAUUUCAGCGUGAUCUGGAUUUUAACAUCAGUGUGGACUUCAGUGGCGAGCUCUGUAACUAUCAAUCUACAGCUAACUACAGAAUGCGAUAG